Molecule: messenger RNA, 7357 nt
Organism: Patiria miniata (bat star)
Lineage: Eukaryota; Metazoa; Echinodermata; Asteroidea; Valvatida; Asterinidae
Product: transcriptional repressor scratch 2-like
Exons: 2
Coding region: 794-1771 (325 amino acids)
Biological process (GO): regulation of DNA-templated transcription
Molecular function (GO): DNA-binding transcription factor activity, RNA polymerase II-specific; RNA polymerase II cis-regulatory region sequence-specific DNA binding
Source: RefSeq, a predicted model, not a curated record
GUGCCGCUAUAUUGCGCGAGCACGCAUACUUUCAGUGAGAGGCAGAUCGAGAGGGCUAUCUUACCCCGGCCCGUGCCAUUUGUUGGUCCAUGACACUGGACUGUCAACGGCUGAAGAGUGGGGCGACUCAAAACGGCGCUGCGGCACCGUGUACUUCCAUCGCCUCAUCAGUGAUCAUCUGUUAAAGAAGUUCGGUGCAGGUUUGGUUUAGGAGCACAACCUUCCACUAAUGGACUCACGACUCUCUAUCAGUCAACUGGUGGGACUCUUAACAUCACAGGGACUGCGUAACAAGUCCACGCACUUGCGGCACAGACGCCAACAGCUCUCCAUCCCUAAUAUUUAAUAUUUACUGAUCCGCAACGCUGGUCAUUAUUCCUGAAGCCGAGGCUAAUUUGACUGUGUGCACGCGGGGGGUUUUCUGACGGAGCUAGCCCCCGUAAGGCCCCCGUUGAUAGAUUGGACUCGAGGAGGUAAGAAUCAACGCCAGACACCUGCUGCAAUCACCGGCGAAGGAGAGAGAGCGCAAUACUGGGCACGCACGACAUCCAAUAGGCACACGACAUCAUCAUCAUCAUCGUCUUCAUCAGUAACAGCAGGAACAGACGCGGAAUCAGUCAGUUUGACACGAGUGGAGACGAGUAACACACUGAGAAGUCAGUGCAUACACACACUUCUUAGCAUAGCGCAAAGCAUCUUGAAGACACCUCCUCUCCAUCUUAGUUCCUUCCCGCGCAUCGACAACACUCAAGGAGAACAUCUCAGCCAGCCUAGCCUACAAAUCGCCAUCAUCAUGCCUCGCUCAUUUCUGGUCAAGAAAACCAGACACACGUCGGCCGUGUUUCCCCGGGACAUUUCCAUCGAGGCCACAACGCCGAUCUCCCCGGGAUGCACCAUCAACGGAGUCAGCGUGAGACUUAAUAAUGGUUACAUCCAUGACAUCAUUCCCUCCCCAACUGCGUCUCCUCCAGAGACGCCCACACGAACAACCGUCCUGGAUGUCGAGUCCUCGUCCAUCUGCGAAUCGGCGUCCGUUUGCGAAUCGUCCUCCCUGUGCGACUCUCCCAUGUCCGUAGACCUGAUGGAGCAGGGUGAUGAGUCCCACGACACUCAACACCACCAGCAGCCUAGCCGGUUCAUGAGUCCGCCCACCAGUCCCAAUCAGGUGUUCCUCUCCUACGACGCGUUUCUCAUAACAGAUGGCCGGUCGAGGCGGCGGAACGGGGCCGGGGAGGGCGCGGCGGCGGCGGUCGGCACCAUCGACCCCAACCGGCCCAAGUAUCGCUGCAACGAGUGCGGUAAGGAGUACGCCACGUCCAGCAAUCUGUCUCGGCACAAGCAGACCCACCGAAGCCUGGAGAGUCACUUCGCAAAAAAGUGUGACAUCUGCAACAAGGUGUACGUCAGUAUGCCGGCCCUGGCUAUGCACGUGCUCACCCACAACCUCAAACACAAGUGCACCGUGUGCAACAAAUCCUUCAGUCGUCCCUGGUUGCUGCAGGGACAUAUGCGCUCCCACACUGGUGAGAAGCCCUUCGGGUGUGCGCAUUGCGGUAAGGCCUUCGCCGAUAGAUCCAACCUCAGGGCACACAUGCAGACUCACUCGGCGUUCAAGAACUACAGAUGCAAACGGUGCGACAAAACCUUUGCUCUCAAGUCUUAUCUGAACAAGCACUACGAGUCUGCUUGCUUCAAAUCCGAUGAGAUUGGGCUGCUACAGGCGCUGGACGACUCCGAAGAUUUUCCCAAGAGCCCAGACAGCUCAGCAUAGGUGAAACCAAAACAAUUCACGACAUCUUCGAUUUGAUUAAAGAUCCCUCUUCGAAAAACAAAAUGGCGCCACUGCGUCCGUCACGACAGCUCCAAGCUCAGACAGUACUCAUGGACCCCAGUGGCAGCCCACUUCUACUUAAUUGACUUAAUCUUGCUACAAACAGGUAGUCUUUAACUCUCCCGUUUUUACCAUUUUUUAAAACACCUGCAUGCACCAUAUAGUUUUCCAGUUAUCGAAUGAGUAUUUUUCCUAAAAAAAAUUUAAUCUGUAUACAAUAGUGGGAAUGUGGAUUGGUAGAAGUCUUCCAUGAAUGUAUUCACAAUUUUUGAAUCACGCUGUAUUGAAAGCAAUGUCGUAAAUUUAGUUGAGCAACCACGUGAGUCAUAAUUUUAUGAUGAUUAUUUUUGUCGUAGAUUGAAAUGGUGUUCAUUUUGGGUUUUUUCUUUGUUGGUCAUCAUUCGGUCGAGCCAUGCAGAAAUAAUCGAAGACAAUUAGACGAUCGCGUUGGUUGGAGGGACGUCGGUUUCGGGAAAUGGAAUAGCCAAGCCUGGUCGCUUGAUUGACCCGGCAAAUUUUACCUUCACGACCCAUUGGCAAGCUAAAUCUCAGUACCAUGAUUGAAAGGCACUCGAUCGAAAGGGUCUGAAGUGGUCUCGAAAGAAUGACAUUUUUGUUUAAUUGGGAAAGGAUUCCAGCAAAUCUGUAUUAAAAUUUGAAAUUGGGACGUUUGCUAUGUUUUUUUGAAGUAAGAUCAAAAUUUUGAUGAAUCCAAACUGGUGAAUGUCACCGCAUUUAUCAUUUUGGAUACUAGAACUGGUUUAAUCGCAUGAGUUCUUGCACGUCUCACAUUGAGAUACCGAUCAUCAAAAACACUCUUACCACAUUGACCAAUUGCGAAUUUCUACCUGAGUAGAAACUGAUUUUUCGGAUCUUAUUUGUUAUGCGCAAGCCUGUCACAUUCAAAUUUUUGAACCGACAUCAACUUGCAUAGGAUUAACUGGGGGAAAUGCACAGCAACUUGCCUUGGCUGAGAUGCCAGAUGGGCAGAUAAUAACCACCGCACUAAAACACACAGGGAAACCUGAUGAAGUUGAAUUUAUGUCAGGUAUGGUGACUGUGUAUUAUUGAUUGUGAAGCAACAUUAGCCAUGCGCGGGAAAAACAAGCUUUGAAAUAAUGAUCUAUUUUCAGUGAUACACAUUUAUAUUGUUUAUGCUUCAGCAGUUUCAUAUUUUGCAAUGAUUUGGAGAUUACUCAUGGUUCCGAAGCGAUUUACAAAUGUUAUCCUGCAUUGCAUUCAAACCAGAAAACUGGGCAUUAUUGUAGCUUUGAAAAGCUAAAGGAGUACUAUUAUUGUUGUCAAGCAUUGCAUGCAACUGCUUGUUGCACAUCAAUAUAAUUGUGAUUUCAUCUUCAAUAUGGAGAAAAGAGUCUCAUUAGAACAGAGAACAAUGAAUUGAAAAGUACGAGCACUCUCUCUGUGGUUUCCAACAAAGUGUUUUGGCAAUGUCUCCUUCAUGCUCGUGGCCCAAUUUCAUGGCGGUGCUAGCAGAAGAUAUUGCUCAGAAGAUUAUUUGGGAAAUGAUUUUUUUUAAGGCAAAACCAUUACUAAUCCCAUGGCAUUUUAGUUGGUAGACUGAUAUUACUUAUAUGCAAAAAAAAACAUUCUGUGCUUACCAAUUUUUGCUGCUUAUCAGCGCCAUGAAAAUGGAUCCUUGUUAAAACAUUUCAUUUUUGGUUUUUUUUAUUUGAGAGCCUUUUACUUAUUUCUUAACAUUAACAUGUUAAACAGAAUACCGGCUCUUCAUUACCUGACACUACUCAAAAUUAACAACUUUAUUCCUUGAAGAAUACUAUUUGCUAGCGUAUGAUUUAGUUUACUUAACGAGCAAGGUUGUCCUGUGUCAAGUUGUUGACAAUCAACGAUCUUUGCCGUGAUAAUAACCGUGAUCGCGUACAAGAACAUCUGUUUAAUCAUUGUCAAUAUGCACAGACAGCGGGAACCAGUGGUCGCAGACAAACACAAAAUGGUCACGCAGUUCUAUUUAUUUACAAUCUCUGACGCGCAUAUACUACAGCAAAUCCUGGCACUCACAAGCAACGAGUAUCACUUAUCAAGGAUGCGAAGCCUCUACAAUCUCCGGGUAUUAUUAGCCCUCCUCCAACAUCCACAAUCCCGCCGGGACAUGAGGAGGGUAAUUAACUAAUAUUUAAAGGGGGUGAGAGGAGCGAUAGGCUAGUACGGGAUUCGCUGGCGGUUCGAGCCGGGGCCUAUCGUCGCUGGGGGAUUCGUAGCGACGUCAAAAAGUGAAAACUAUCCAGCCAUAUUACCCGCACGGCUCAGAGGACCGUGUGAUUUAAAGGCCCUUUUGGUUUGGCGUAUACUUUUACACGAAUCGGAAAUGGAAAAAGAUUUUCACGAUCUUUGUUACGAUCACAUAAAGCUUUUUGAAUUUUGAAGCAGUGAGAUAGUGUUCCUAUCGUGUCGUCACGACGACUUCAUAUAUGCGAUUAGCAAUUCGAGAGCCACUAAUUAUGUUCGUUACCAAAGCUCGGUGUUGAAUCAUGCAUAAUAGGUCAUUAAAAACAAUUGUCUGUCCGAGCCUUUGAAUGGUCUUGCAGUUGAUGUAACUGUUUUGCUUUCUGUGUUGCUUACAAAGAUUGUAAGAUACUAAUGAUGUCAGUGAAAUUUAGUAUAAUGCUGCACUGUCACAUAUCAAGAUGCAUGUAGCUAAAACAAACACUAUUAUAUUAGCAAAGAUGUAGCGUUUGCUUUACUAAUCUCUCGCACUGUUGUUUGAAGAUCCUUAUUUUAAACAUGUGUGUAUUUGUCUCCAUUCAAUACUUUACUGGUUGGGAAAAGUCACAUGUCACCUAAUAAUAAAAAAAGGAUCUCAUUGUUACAUUUGACCUCAUAUUAUACAUAAUUCAACAGCAUAUUGCUUGCACGCCUAUGCGCAGUGCUAUGCCAAAGCCUACUUUAACACAUCCCGUUUUCUACUUCAAAUUCAAACACUAGAUUUCUUCUUUGUUUCAAUCUGAUUGCUCAAUUUCCCCCGUCCUCCACAAUAUCAGAAUAAGCUUUUAAGAGACCCGAGGUUGUAUGAUUUCACAUUCUAAUCACAAGCAAUCUAUACGCAGCACUCCACUGCACAGGUAAAAAAAAAUCACUCGGUCCAUGUUGCGGCUCAAUUAUGAAUGGACGACGAGGCCAAAUAUAGAUAUGUUAAUGAAUUAUUCAACAUCUGCGAACGCACGUAAUACUUCUCGAUUACUAUGGCGUAUGUCAACAAGCAGACCGCUCAUCGUGGGGCUCAAAGCGCCCUGUGUUUAUUUGUGAUUCCAAGUCGCAGAUUUUUUUUUUUUUUUUGAGAUGUACGUUAUUAUGGGACCUCUUAAGAGUUUAGACAAUGGCAAAUUAAUCACACUUCAGAUUUCAUUCAUAGUCGCUAGUUGUGUUUUUUUUUCUGGAAUUGUUUGCGGGCAAAUCCACACAGGUUUUAAAAUAUAUAGUAGAAUAUUCUGAAAUCUUUGAAGGAAUUGCUGCUUUGUAAAUGUCAAUGCAUGUCACUUAUCCUGUGGACUGGUAUUUUAUGAUUUCUUUGCUCUUUCUUUUUCUGAGAAACAGAAUGUGCAGUCAACACAAUAAUUUCUUUGUUUUUCUUUAGUGUGACACAAAUUCGACAGAAUGUGCAAUUUUGAACAAAGGAAACCACACAUAUACAUAUUUUCUUGGCCGAGAAACCUAUUUCUAAUUUUGAAUUUGAAAGUACUUAAACAGACAAGCGCGUGUUUCACUGGGAGGUCUUCAGUUUCGUCGGCACAUAACAUUUUAUGGCGCGUAAAGAAAAAAAUCCCGCCAUUUGUCGGCGCGCGCUAAGUCGUUAUACAUUAGCUAAUUGGAAUUCAGGGCUAGCUUGUUUAGCCAUCGAACACCGACCAAUAGGCUGCCUUUCUUUGAGAUUUAAUCAGUCGUAUAUAUUUAAUCGCUUGAACUGUUGACUUCCUUGCUGCAAAGUGUGUUUUUACAAUUACAGAUGUGACGCUCGCCGUUGUGUUAGCUGCUUUUUGUUUCCGUUUGUUUCACAGACAAAAAACGAUCGUGUGAAUUUGUAUUAUCAAGGCAGUCUUUGAAAAGAGAGAGAGAGAUUUUGGUAGAAAUAUAUCCAAAAUGGUUAUUAAAUGACAUGUUUAUUUUGUGCAUUUCAGUUUGGCUAAAUUAUUACCAUUCCAAGCUGGAUAUUUGUGUGCAUACAAUUAUACAAUCACUGCGCCAAGUUGUUGUAUUUAUCUACGGAGGUCCCAGUCGACUGAAAUGAAUGCAAAAUUAGACGUCUAAAUAUUUGAUUUGAACCUCGGUUUUUCUCACACAUUGAAAAUCAGAAUGGUUAGACACGAAUGAUAAACAGCCUGGGGGCAUGAACGCGUUGUGGGGCGCUUGGAGGACGGAGGUCGUUAUGCACUAGACGGACUCUUUGCAAUCCCAGGCUAGCCACAAACGUGCUUAAUAUGUCACUCAUAAUACUACGCGCAUCAGUCACGUAUAUAUACGCGCGCUUGGCUGCACUGAUGGACCAAUCGGCGGGGCGGAUACAUAAUACGCGUGGGGUCAAAGGUCACAGACGACCCGAAAAGUAGUUCCGGUGCAUUCCGGGUAAAGGCAUUGGUAAAAUGCUCACUUUUUUGCCAUAUUGAAUGAUAUUUUCGGCAAUUUUAUACAAUUCUUUUAAACAUUAUUGAAACAAACGUGCAAUAUCAUAAUUAAAGAAUCGAAUCUAUUUAACGUGCAAUUUCAGUUGGUCCUUUUCAUUUGACUGAAUGAUGAGUUUGAAGAAGACCAACAAUUGUUUUCUAAUGAUCUUUAUCAUUCCAGAUAUCUUUUUGUUGAAAAAAUCUCUUGACUUAAAGAAAUAAACCUGCAAUAAAGCGUGUACAAAAUAUCUUACAAAAAAAUAUAUAACUGUAUAUAUAUUUCAGAUACUAUACGGACCAUGGUUUUUAUAAUCAACCGAUCGUGUACAUACUUGUUUUUAUCUGCUGUAAAUUAGUGUUUGCAUUUAUACACUGUAUACUUACAUUGUUGUUUCGAAACGGUUGACCAAAAGAUUCACAUUAUGCACAUAAUUAGCUGUAAACUAUAUUGUUUUAGUCGACCAAAUUUUAUGAUUUCACUGUGACCAAAGUAGCCGCAACAUACACAAUCAUUUUCACCUGUCGUUUUUCAUUUGUGCAAUAUCAAUUAAAAUGUUGGUGCGAAAAUUGCUCCUACCAUGCCCUCACCUGUUACUUGCAUUAAUUAAAUGAACAUAAAUUUUCCUUCAAAUUGGAAUUGAAAAGCGCAGGUACAAAUUGAUGUGUUCCAUCUAAUUAAAUAUUUACUCUGUUUUGUUUCUUUUGAUUACACCAACAGAUACUAUAGAAUAUAAUAUAUUGUUCAGUAUACUUGAAAUCGAGGACCUAUCUGUUACCAAUUAAACAUGUUUUUGCUUAACUUACAUAAUAAUAUAUUGAUUGAUUGUUGUGAGUUUCUUUGCCACUUCCAUUGGACACUUUAUACACUUCUAUAGAAUAAAAUUAAAAUGUU